AUGGAGACUGACAGACGUGCUGCAGAGGAUUUGACAACAACAGACAGAACUAGUUCCUGAGGCCUGACCGAGCCCAGGAAUGGCCCUCACUGAACUGAAAUGGACUCUGUGUCAGGCCAAGGCUCUAGUCUGCUCACUGCUGGUCCUCCUAUGUCUGCACACAGCCACAGGAAUGUCAGGGUGGGGUGGAUGUCUGGAAGGUCAGGAUGUAUUUGCGACAAUAAGAGAAAACAGCCUUUCGGGAGAAAUUGUUGCAGAGCUCAUGGCUGACACCACAAUGGAGGAGGUACAAUGGAUCCUGGAUGGAAAGGAUGCUGAUUGGUUCUUCUUGGAUGAAAGACACAUCCGUCUGAACUCAUCAGAUGACAAGGUUCUUGACCGAGAGGCCCAGGGCCCUGUCCUAAUGGCUGAGUUGUCAUGUUAUGAGGAGGACACACUCCAGAGUGUCUACAGGAUCAUGGUGGAGAUUAUUAAUGAGAAUGAUAACUCACCUGUGUUUGCAGAAAACACUGUCCACUCUCUUAUUAUCAGUGAGCUGACUCCAGUGAAUACUGUGGUCUUUACUGUCCAGGCUACAGAUGCAGAUAACGACAAGAUCAUUUACUCCAUUGACCAGACAUCACCUGAUGCAGAGUACUUCAAGGUUGAGCUCCCAAACAGUGGAGAGGUGAUCCUGGGCAAGCCUCUAGACUAUGAGACCAAAACUCAGCUUACUGUCACUAUCUAUGCCUCGGAAAUGAGCACUGCUGAGCGCUUCAACACUAGCACCAACAUCACCAUCACCAUCCUGGAUGGAGAUGACCAGUACCCACAGUUCCUGCCCUGCAUGCUGCUUCUCCAAGAUGAGACCAGUCGCAUCUGCAUCAGCCCCGUGUACACAGUCAAUGUCACAGAGGGGGAAGAGGACAUUGUGCUGGACUUCUCUCCUGGUCCCAUUCAUGCAGUGGAUGGAGACAGAGGACUCAGCUCUCCACUCAGUUAUUCCAUUCUCUCAGGAGACGACAAUGGCCGUUUCCUGAUGGAUAAAGAGACAGGGGAGGUGAAACUGACUCGGGGGGUGAGAGACAGACUCACUACUCCAGCGCUGCAUCUUCAGGUCAUGGCAUACCAGGAUGAUGACCCCAGGAAGUACUCUGUUGCUACAGUGUUGGUCCGAGUCCUGGCAGUGAACCACUUUCGUCCACAGUUUGAUAAGGCUCAAUAUCAUGGCUUUGUAAUUGCUGGAAAGAGCCCCGCCUCUCUGGUCAACACCUAUGGCAGCAGAGCACUGAUGUUACAUGUACAAGACAAGGAUUUUAACCAUGGUGUCAACCCCAAGCUCUACUUCACCUUCAGUCCUACAUCCAAUUACACAGACAUCUACCAACUCACACAUGAGGGACUUUUGAUCGCCAGGACUGAUCAUCUCAAACCAAAACAGAAACACACUCUAGAGGUAACGGCUAUAGACCAGGAGUCAGGUGAUGCCACCUUUACUACUGUAGUGGUUGAGGUGUUAUCUGAAGGACAAUCAAUCCCUCAUAGUCCACUGGGAGAUGAACGUCUGAUAAGCUGUACUGUAGGCAAAGCGUUGUUCCUGAGCGUGGUACUCAUGACUAUGCUUGGAUGUACCUUGUCUGUGGUGAUGUGGCUAAAGAAGAAACGCAAGGGAAAAAGGGACCCACUGCAGAGAGGCUGCGUGGCCCAGGGCAAACACCCCAAUGUGAGUUUACGGUGGUUCCAACUGGUGAGUCACCGCAGUGCCAUGUCACACAUGGACGAAGUACCCUUUAACAAUGAAGAGUAUGGAACCUACAAUCCGUCCUUCAGCUUCCCUGAGAAACCUGGCCUCUACACCCACCAAGACCCCCCUUCCUUCCAAGGACCCGUUCCACCUAAAACAACUGCUGCACCCGACAUAAGCUUCAUCCCCGCUGAAAGUGUGUGCAUCCCUGUGGUCUUCAGUAACAAUGUUUCUGCACCACCCAAAAUCUCCUCUAGUUCACCCACCUUUCAGCCAGCCACCGUGGAUGUAAGCCCGACACACAUGGCUCAAGAUGCUGCAUCUCCCAAAGAAAACCUUGACGCAGCACCUGCUACAUCCCUGGACCCUACUGAGGCACUACGCAACACCAGUCCUAACCCUGAAACCCAUGAUGGCACUAGCACUCCACCUUUAACCUGUCCUGAUUCACAAACUUCGCAAACAGGCACCAGUGAUGACCCUGCUGACCCUGCCACCAGCCCCUCCUCUCAAUCCAGUGCUCCAUGCAGUGACACCCAAAUUGCUUCAGCAGAAAUAGACAAACCCUUCUGCAAACCUCGUGUGAAGACACCCCCACAUUCACCUUCACUGUCCUCCCCCCUCCCCGAGCAGACGAGCAACCCCCCACCCACCCCAGAGCAUGCACCUGUAAAAGCCAAGCUGGUACAUAUAGAUACGUCCCCCCUUGAUACACCUCCAGUCACACCAGAGCGAACAUCUAUGACUCUAAGCACAGAGGUAGACCAACCCUCCACGUCACUGGACCAAACAGACCAAUCAGAACACCCAGGUGCAGAUGCAGGUAGUCCAUCUCAGGACAGAAGACCCUCAAUGAACUCAGGAAACACCCAGGACGGCCACAAGGUGGGGGAUGAGGAUGACAAGGGUUUUCUGGGCGAUGAAGAUGCAGACAAGAACAGUGAUGAUGAGUUAGAGCCAGAUGAAGAAGAGCUGCUCAGAGUGAUGGCUCGUUGUAAUCCCAUUUUUAUCACAUUUAGUAAGUAAGGACGGAUGACAGCGCAUGGAGGAGGUAAGGUGAAGAUGGAUGACAGACAGCGGAGCAAGAAAGAAACGCUACUGUCUGGUUCUGCUGUGCUGUAGGUACUGCUGAGACUUGGGAGAGGACAGAAUACUAAGAUACACAGCACAGGGGCCACAUAAGGAAAGACAUGCAUACGUUCACACACUGUAUACUGUAUGAAAACACUUAACAACACACAUUAAUAUUGAUUAAUUAUAAUACACUAUGCUGUUACAUUCAUAGAAAACAGGGAUGAGUGACCUCGAAUGCACAAGGCAUGGUUAAAAAAAAUCAAUUACUAUGUAUAAAGUAUGAUACAUUUUUCAACAAUACAGCAUAUUCAGCCACGGUAACAAUUGCACAAGUUUACCAACUUGUCAUGAAUCAAAAUAUAUUCUCAUUGAUUUUACAAAUGAUGAGAUUGUAUUCUCUUAAAGGGCAAAUCCACAAGAAAUCCCAGAAUACUGCUCCUCUCUGGAAUUAAAAUUCCAUAAAGGCAGAAUGUCUGACCACACAUUCCAAUCUGUGAUGUCACAGUGGCUGUCAAUAGUAAAACACCUUUUAUGACAUCACGAGAGUAUGGAAUGUUUGACCAUUUGAAUUCACUGAGAAUCGUCCAGCAGCUGUGUGGUUCUGUGUAGAAUUACCCUUUCAAUAGCUGCAGGGUACUGUAUGUUCAAAACUUUUACAUAGCGUACUGCAGCGUUAAAUGUUUUAUUAUGCCUGUUCUACAAGCUGCCUCAGUUUUUUCUUUGAA
Messenger RNA from Seriola dumerili (greater amberjack), 3522 nucleotides. Its product is annotated as cadherin-related family member 5-like. The coding region runs from base 80 to 2749 and encodes 889 amino acids. Gene Ontology annotation, biological process: multicellular organism development; cell morphogenesis; homophilic cell-cell adhesion. NCBI's taxonomy places the organism in Eukaryota, Metazoa, Chordata, Actinopteri, Carangiformes, Carangidae. Gene Ontology annotation, cellular component: membrane; catenin complex; adherens junction. The transcript has 16 exons. Gene Ontology annotation, molecular function: calcium ion binding; cadherin binding. The record is from RefSeq and is a predicted model, not a curated record.